This is a messenger RNA of Suillus fuscotomentosus, 769 nucleotides long. RefSeq lists its product as uncharacterized. The transcript has 4 exons. The record is from RefSeq and is a predicted model, not a curated record. NCBI's taxonomy places the organism in Eukaryota, Fungi, Basidiomycota, Agaricomycetes, Boletales, Suillaceae. The coding region runs from base 224 to 556 and encodes 110 amino acids.
AUGUUCGGGAUGUUCUGCAGAACUGAAAGGUGACCGUCGUAACUCGUGAACGUAUAAAGAGCUCCAGGUACUAUCUUGGUUGAUGGAAGCAUCGGAAUUUGACAACUUGUACAUCAAAACUGCACCACCAACAUCCCUGAGGCCCGAGGCAUCUCGCCUUGUCUAUAGUCUGUAAUUCAAAAGAUCCUGCUCGACCGGAUCCAGUAUUUGUUAUUGUAACAACAUGACUUCCGCUCUGAACGAUUUUGUCUAUGCUUCUUUCCUCAUUCCGAUCUUCUUCACCAUCGAAUGCACCAGAUGCAUUCUCUACGUCUCCGACAGAACGCCUGGCAGUGGUCCAUUGCGCUUGGUCGUCUUACUACUCAACAUCCUCGCGGUUGGCCCACUCCAAGUGAUUUUUGGAUGGGUGCUAAUGGUCGUAUGGUUCCCUGUGCGAGCUCUUCUGUGGUUCAUGGGUAUAGGAAGGGGUGCGCCGAAGAAAGGCUCGGCAGCUGCAACAGCGCGAUUCUAUGAACUCAAGAAGAGACGAGCUCAGAACAGGCGAGGGGAAAGUUGAUCAGCAGGACUCGAGGUAUUGUCAUAUGAUUUUCUUGGGUUCUGUGUACCUCUAGAAGUGUAUUGUUUCUUCAAAUUCUUGCACCAGUACUGUUGUUGUUUCAUGACUGCUGCCGUCGCUUUAUUAUAUAUUUAUGCUCUCUGAAAUCGGCUUACAAUGCUAUGAUCUCAUGAGGACGCAAAUUGGGGAUCGGACGAUACAUAGACUGGGCGC